This is a messenger RNA of Triplophysa dalaica, 3876 nucleotides long. Its product is annotated as neurofilament medium polypeptide. Gene Ontology annotation, biological process: neurofilament bundle assembly. Gene Ontology annotation, molecular function: structural constituent of cytoskeleton. Bases 602 to 3706 code for a protein of 1034 amino acids. The record is from RefSeq and is a predicted model, not a curated record. Lineage: Eukaryota; Metazoa; Chordata; Actinopteri; Cypriniformes; Nemacheilidae. The transcript has 3 exons. Gene Ontology annotation, cellular component: axon; postsynaptic intermediate filament cytoskeleton; intermediate filament.
GUUUUACUGUUAUGAUAUGUUUUGUCUAUAGACGCACUGGAUAGUGUACAUGUGGUGCUUGUGUUGCUGUUGGCUGCUUGUGUGAGUGCUGCGCUGUUGGAAUGACUCCAGUGACCGAACAGCAUGUGUGAAAGUGACGCUGACUCGUGCUUUUCUGCAGCACAAACACGCGCAAUAUAGCGUGAAGAAUAUUGUUCCGUCAGUAAAUAUAUGCAAAUCUAACAAUACAGUAAACCGUAAUGCCGUAAAUCAAUGAAACGUGGCCUAGUUUUUAGAAAAAAAGCAAUCGAGCAAAAAAUCAUUGUUUACACUUGACAUCAUGCAGAGCCUUUAUAAAAAAAAGCACACAUUAAAUGUGGUUGUAAAAUACGAGUAAGACUGAGUUGGGAUUCUGCACAUCAGCGAGCGUGCGUGACGUCACAGCGGUCCCCCGGAGGAUGUGCGAGGAGUGCGCGCGCAGGCUGCUGAGCUGUUACAGCUGAUUCUGUGCAUUUAAACAUUAUGGACAGCUGCGUUUCGCAAACCUGGCAUCUAUUUCGGUAUAUAUAGGAAGCAGAAGUCCGUCACCAAACGCUGCAAAAGAAAAAGCAUCGGCCUCGCGAUGGAACGUCUUCUUCAUUCACCUGGCAGGACACGGGAAGAGUACCGGUACCAAGCGGCACGUCCUUCAUCACAACCUACCUCGAGGUCUGCCUAUGGCACCACAACCCCACUGAGAGGACACGAGAUCGUAAGUGAUUUCGGGGCAAAAUCUUUCGAUAGCCUAGAUUUUGCGAACAAACGCGCAGGUGCGAUGCCUUUGAGGAAAGUGAGUGAGAAAGAGUUACUGCAGGGGCUGAAUGACCGCUUCGCAGGAUUCAUCGAGAAGGUUCAUCACCUGGAGAACCAAAACAGAGCACUAGAGAGAGAAAUUGAGGACAUUAGACUCAAAGCUAAAUCCUCUGCAUCGCUAUCCAAAGAGUAUGAAUGUGAACUGAACGAUCUGCGGCUGCAGGUGCACGACAUGACGCUUCAAAAGCAUCAGAUAGAGAUAAACCGUCAGAACCUGGAGGAUGAGUUCAACACUAUACAAGACAGGUACGACCGAGAGACGCGUGGUCGAGUUGGUGCUCAAGACAACAUCACGGUGCUGAAGAAAUGCAUCAACGAUGCGUAUCUAACCAAACAAGAGAUGGACAGGAAAGCAAGAGCACUUGAGGAUGAGAUCAGAUUCCUGAAGGCGAACCACGAGAGCGAGGUGGCAGAAAUGAUGGUCCAGAUGCAGGACAGUCAGGUUAUAGCAGAAAAGAGUGAUUUUAUUAGGAGUGAUCUCACUGCAGCUCUGAGAGACAUCAGGAUGAAGCUUGAAGGUCACACUGCAUCUGACACCAGAUACGCUGAGGAGCGCUUUAGAGCGCAACUCGCCAAAUUGACCAAAGCUGCUGAGGUCAACAGAGAAGCCCUCAUGGCAACUAAAGCAGAGAUUCAGGAGCACAGGAGACAGCUGCAGUCCAAGAACAUUGAGCUCGACUCUGUGAAAGGUGUGAGAGAAGCAUUGGAGAAGCAACUCUAUGACCUGGAGCAACGCCACAAUGCUGAAAUGCAUCAUUAUCAGGACACAAUAAGAGAGCUGGAAUUCGAGCUAAAAAAUUCUAAAUAUGAAAUGAGCAGCCAUCUCAGAGAAUAUCAGGAUCUUCUCAAUGUGAAAAUGGGACUGGAUGCUGAAAUCUAUUCCUACAGAAAACUUUUGGAAGGUGAAGAGUCAAGGUACUCUAUAAUCUCAGAUGCACAUAUUACAGUUCCAUACAUUUAUAGACAGUCACCCAUCUAUACUCUCCCUUGUGUCACAAGGCAGGGGGGAGGUCGCAGAGCAGAGCCUCAGUAUAAAUUUGUUGAAGAGAUCAUUACAGAGACAACCAGAGAAGAUGUGGAGAUUUUGGACACUGGGUCUGAAAAGAGCGGGGAGGGUGACCAACCAGAUGAGGAGAGCGGUGAGAAAGAUAGAGAAGGUGACGUUUCACAAGAGGUUAAUGAUGAAGAACCAAAAGCAGCGAUGGAGGAUAGUGAUGGGGGGGACCCUAAAGUAGAGGCAGAAGAAGAUGAAGUCAAACCAGAUGAAGAGAAUGGUGAGAAAGAUAGAGAAGGUGACGUUUCACAAGAAGUUAAAGAUGAAGAACCAAAAGCACCGGUGGAGGAUAGUGAUGGGGGGGACCCUAAAGUAGAGGCAGAAGAAGAUGAAGUCAAACCAGAUGAAGAGAAUGGUGAGAAAGAUAGAGAAGGUGACGUUUCACAAGAAGUUAAAGAUGAAGAACCAAAAGCACCGGUGGAGGAUAGUGAUGGGGGGGACCCUAAAGUAGAGGCGGCAGAAGAUGAAGUCAAACCAGCUGAAGAGAAAGAUGAUGUAGAAGACAAGCCAGAUGAAAACAUGACAGAUGAUUCUGAGGUACAUCAAGACAAGGACACUGACUCUAAACCAACUCAAGAUGAAAUUCUAACAAAAAAUGCAAUUGAAGAAAAAGAUGAAGGAAAAGACACAAAGAACGUACAGCACAAGGAUCUAAAAGAUGAUAUGACUGGAGAAACAGAAAUAGCACAGUCAGAUGUACCCAGAGAAGACAAUGUAAAGAAGACAGAUGAACCAGCUAAAGAGUCAGAGAAAGAUAUCCCGAAAUCAGAUCUGUCAGAAGACCUGUCAGUAGAAAAAUCGGAUAAAACUGUACCCGACGAGAAAACUUCUGAGGAGCCGCACAAUCCUGAAACAACAGCUCAAAUAAACAAUAAACCCAGUGAGGAGGUUAUUAAGGUUACUUCUCAAGAAUCUGAAGAUGAUGGACACAAAGAUGCUACAUUCACAUCUCAGGAAUCCAAGACCGCAACCACAGCAGACCAAGAGAAAGAAACAACUCCAGUGAAAUCCAUAGAUGUAAACGCUCCCACACUGAACCCACAGCCAGCACCUGAAAAUACUGAGAAUGGACAACAGACGGCUUCAGGACAUGCAGAGGACAAGUCAAAGAAUAUAAGUUCCCUAAAAAAUGAGAUUUCAGGGACGGCCAAUAUAGAAGCUAAAAAAUCUGAGCGUAUGGAGAAAGAUCAAGGUGACGCAAGCAAAAUAACCGAGGCUGAGAAACCUUUAGAGAAACCAAACGAGAAAAAAAAGGAAGAGGAAGAAAAACCGAAGGAAUCCACAAUAAAAGAAGACAGCAAAGCUGAUGGACUGAUAGACCGUGUAAGACCUGAGAAAGCAGAAGUUGGCAAAUCAAAUGCACCAGAAAAACCACAGGAAGAACUUUCUAAAGUUGCAUCAGAAAAAUUGAAGUCUGAAAUGAAACAGGAGGACAGCAAAGACAGCACAGUGAAAACAAGCGAAGGAGAAACUAAAGUCACAGACGAGAAGGUUGAUGAAGCACAGAGUAAUGAAGCCGCUAAAGCCAAGGAAGCAAAGCCGGUGCAAAAAGAAACUCAAGAGAGCGAAGUGAAGAAGCCUGAGAAAGCUGAAGGGGCUGUAAAAACCGAAGGACCUCAGACUGACAGUGGAAACACCAAAGAUGUUAAAAGUGAAGAUACUGUCCCAAAAGAAAGCAAACAAGCAGACAGUGGUGCACAUGAAGUGAAGGCCGUAGUAUCUGAUUCAAUAACCAAACCAGAAGCAAAAGCUCUGGAGAAGACAAGCAAGGAGGACAGCGUGAACAUGAAAGGUCCUGGAGAAACAAGCAAAGCCCUUUAAUGUUCAGUAGACAAAGACAUGGAAUGUGCAAAUAAAAAAAUUUGAGGAAUGUAAUAUACAUUAUACACAACUGCAUGAUUAUUAGAUAAAGGUACAGUUCACACAAAAAUGCCAUCUGCCAUCAUUUACAUCAGAUUGAUCAAAGCCUGUAUAAAUGUCUUUAUUCUGCU